GUGCGUGAGGCGGGGAGGAGGGCAAACUGAAACAUGACUGAUACAAGUGAAUCCCAGGCUUCCGACUCUGAUUACCCUGAUGCCCAAGAGCUAAUAUGCAGUCAGCCGAAAGAACCAUGUAAGGUACAUGCAUGUGAAACAAAUACACAAAUGGAGUGUUCACAUUCAAGGCAGAAGAAUGCUGCUCCUGAGGAGUCUUUAGAUGAGCUUAACAGUAUAUGUAAAUCAUCAGCUGCUGUAGCUGAGGUUUUCCUGGAUAGCAGUGAUUCAGAAAUUGAUCUCUCUGCUGCUAGUGGCAGUGAAUACCAUCCUAAGAGCUCCAUUGCAUCUUCAAAGCAAAAAAAGAGUUCUCAACCUUCAAGGCAACAAGCAGAAUCUGUUGCAGGAGUGCCUGAUGAUGAAAGUUCAGACUCUUCUCUAUCUCCUCAAAGUCCAGUGAAAUCAUCGGAAACUUCCAAAAAGCAGAAGUCAAAACUCAAUUUGAAAGCUAUUUUUGCCUAUCACUUCAGGGGAAAGAAGUUUAAGGCUGCUGCACACCGAAAAUACAGGGGUGGUGGUUCAGGGAGGAAGAAGAAAAAGUAUGAGAGCACACAGAUGCCUACAGGGAGGCCACCACUAACAGCCUCACCACAAGAGCGAAAGAGAAGGCUUCUACAUAGAGGUUUUCAAUUCCCUUUUGUUGAAAAACAUUAUGGGAAGAAACACAUUCCCUUAAAGAUGGUUCUUGGCUAUGAGCAAGCAGCUGCAAAGGGAUAUUUCCAGUACAUUGAAGUACUUAAAUACGAAGAACAUCUCAAAAAGGCUUUAAAAGCCCUUAAAGCUAGUGAAGACUUAGAAAGAGAAUGUCUGGCAGUACGGAGACACAAAUAUUUAGAUGAUGAAGGCCCCAUUUCCCCUAUCCAGGAGACAAAUCAUGAUGAUGACAGCUUGAGUUCUGAUAAUCAAGACGACCUUGAUGCCAGAGUAGUGGAGAACAGCUCUUUCAUUAUAAGCAGCAAAAUUCCCAGUAAGAAAAAAUCAAAGCCAGAAACAAAACAUGCAAAACCAACUGAAGUGAUUGAAGUACAGGAGGAAGACUAAUGCUGCUGGGAACUCGGGGCUUCUUCAAGGUUCACCUUGGUGAA
Messenger RNA from Gavia stellata (red-throated loon), 1124 nucleotides. RefSeq names its product TATA-box binding protein associated factor, RNA polymerase I subunit D (gene TAF1D). Gene Ontology annotation, biological process: regulation of DNA-templated transcription. Bases 34 to 1080 code for a protein of 348 amino acids. The transcript has 6 exons. The record is from RefSeq and is a predicted model, not a curated record. Gene Ontology annotation, cellular component: nucleus; RNA polymerase transcription factor SL1 complex; nucleoplasm. Lineage: Eukaryota; Metazoa; Chordata; Aves; Gaviiformes; Gaviidae.